GCUGCUCAUUAUGCACCAAUGAAUUAGCAGACCUGCGGCAGCCAGUAUACGCCCUCUAACGGAGAGAGGACGUUGUACACAUUGUGGGAGGUGUGGAUUUUUGUUAUUAUAAAGAAAAUGGGAGUGGAGUGAAAAGUGGACGUGAUUGAGAGAUCCUGAUAGUUUGAGUAGUAGUGAGGAAUACAGGAUUGACCGGCUAACACAGAGUUGAGUGCUUCGAGUCACAGGCUAAUCACGUGAAAAGCCAUAAGGAUCGCGCUGUCAUUACUGUUCAUUCCUGCAUCUGUUGCUACUGUAACUUCCCGUGCAGUCAAAGAUAACCAACUCUCGGAAAAUGUUUCCUUCUCGGCAUCAUUUAGUUUUCCCUUCAGUCCAGGAAUUGGGUGCAUCUCUUGUCCACUUUAUUGCUGAACUGGCUAACGAGUCAAUACAUUCUCCGCGGGGUUGUUUCACUGUGGCACUGUCUGGUGGCAGUCUAAUUAACAUACUUUCUGAAGAACUGCCAAAGAUAAAAACUGCAGACUGGAAAAACUGGUUUAUUGGCUUUGCAGAUGAGCGAGUAGUUGCAUUUGAGGAUCCUGAAAGUACAUAUGGACUGUACAGGACCCAUCUUCUGACAAAGAUCUCUGUACCUGAAGAGCACAUUCUUGUCAUUAACCCUGCACUACCAGUGGAGGAUGCAGCUGCCGACUAUGAGAGGAAGCUAAAAGAGGUGCUCCCAGGUGAUAACUUUCCCGUUUUUGAUUUGAUCAUAUUGGGGAUGGGCCCAGAUGGACAUACUUGUUCACUGUUUCCUGAUCAUCCUCUUCUUCAGGAGAUGGAAAAAUCUGUUGCUGCCAUCUCUGACUCACCAAAGCCACCUCCCAGGAGAGUCACCCUUACUCUGCCAGUCUUGAACUCGGCACGUCAUGUCGUAUUUGUGGCUACAGGGGAGAGUAAAGGCACAGUGUUGAAGCGUGUUCUUGAAGGAAAUGAGAAGAACCCACUCCCGGCUGCUCGUGUACAACCACAGAAUGGAAGUUUGCACUGGUUCUUGGAUGCCCCAGCUGCUAAAGACUUAAUUCUUCCUUUGGAGAGGCUUUCUACCUUGUAAACGUUUGCAUAAUUUUAGCCUUUUAAAAAUUCUGGACAUGCCAUGCAGUGAUGAGAUGAAAUGGUGCUUUCAUAAAAACUGUCCUUUUGUAUUACUGCAGUAUAUAUGCAAACAUCUGUAAUUUCACUGUUUCUUCAGGAGAAUCCAAUCUAGAUACUUUAUCAUCCAUCAGCACCAUAGUUGCAUACUGCAUUGUACAUUUGUAGACAGUGAGAUGCUAUAAUGGAUUAAUUAAACCAUAUUGGUCAUCA
Messenger RNA from Protopterus annectens (West African lungfish), 1344 nucleotides. It is a transcript of the gene PGLS, whose product is annotated as 6-phosphogluconolactonase. Lineage: Eukaryota; Metazoa; Chordata; Ceratodontiformes; Protopteridae. The record is from RefSeq and is a predicted model, not a curated record. Gene Ontology annotation, molecular function: 6-phosphogluconolactonase activity. Gene Ontology annotation, biological process: carbohydrate metabolic process; pentose-phosphate shunt. The transcript has 6 exons. The coding region runs from base 335 to 1093 and encodes 252 amino acids.